Molecule: messenger RNA, 345 nt
Organism: Gryllus bimaculatus (two-spotted cricket)
Lineage: Eukaryota; Metazoa; Arthropoda; Insecta; Orthoptera; Gryllidae
Source: the annotation of a GenBank genome assembly
AUGGCAGACGGGCUGUGUGUGGAAGGGACGGCAAAUAACGAUAAUGGUACUGCAGUGAAAGAGACUGUAGAUUUACUUGGAAUGUCGCAUAAAGAUAGUUUAAACAGUAAGGGACUGAACAGCUUAAAAUCGACGUUUUAUAUUAACGGUGAAAGUGGAGAAUUAUGUUCCAAUUUUCGAGUGAAUGGCGUGGUGACUUUGGGUGUGCACGCUUCUAGAGAUAUGCUUUGUAGUGCUAACACGGAACAUGUGGAUUUUACAUCCCUCUGCCCGGACGCCGGAGACAAUUGCAGGAAGAAAAGAUGUGCUGACCGAUACGAUAGCUCCGAGAGUUCUGAUAGGUAG